CACUCAACAUGUCGGUGUAAAGAUUAAGAAGCGGCUAGCGAGACAGGAUAGCUUGGAAACUGUUUAAAUGUUACUCGUGGCGGAUAAACCACGAAAAUGGCGCUUAUGUCGGAGUUCGAGACGGUUUAGUUGAAGUGUGGGCACCGCUUUUGUCGUGGAUAUUUUUUUUUGUACAACAUUCCGUACUAGCGAGGAAAUGAGGAAGUCGCCCAGCUGCUGGACGACUCGAGCUGGUUAGCUGUUAGCAGGAGUUCUUUGUUUUUUGGAUUCGAGGCGGAGCUUUGGUGUAAACAUGAGCUGAAACUGAGUGUCAUCAAACAUGCCGUCUUCACAGUGAAGAUACUUGUUUAGUGUGUGUGACAUCACCAUAGAACAACAAGAAAGCCAUCGUGGGCGUCAGUUGUAGCGUUUAUUUCAAGAUAUUCUGUUUGGGAAGGGCACUAAACAAAGGGGCUACCCAAAAAAAAAAAAAAUGGGCAACUGUCUGAAGUCGCCAACGUCGGACGACAUCUCUCUGCUUCAUGAGUCCCAGUCUGACAGGGCGAGCGUCGGGGACGGGACGGAUCCAGACCUUGAACCACCUCCCCCUUACCAGGAGCAGGCCCACAUACCCAUGUACCAUCCCACGCCCAGUCAGGCCCGUCUGGCCACCCAGCUGACGGAGGAGGAGCAGAUCCGUAUCGCCCAGCGCAUCGGACUGAUCCAGCACCUGCCCAAGGGCGUGUACGACAGCGGCCAAGAUGGCGCAGAGAAGAAGAUCCGAGAGUGUGUGAUCUGCAUGCUGGACUUUGUGUACGGCGACCCGGUGCGGUUCCUGCCUUGCAUGCACAUCUACCACAUGGACUGCAUAGACGACUGGCUCAUGAGGUCCUUCACCUGCCCGUCCUGCAUGGAGCCCGUCGACGCUGCCCUGCUCUCCACCUACGAGACCAACUGACGCACUCCUCCUUCCCCGUCAGCUCGCCUUACACGUGACCACUGUGGGUUUAGCUUAAAAACAACAAAGAAAAGGUUGGCUGUCGUCUUGCACUUUGAAAAAGAUGUUGUUCGAACACCUCCCAUGUGUUGCUAAGAACGUUUCAGUCAACUAUGUAGCGGAGAUCUGUGUGUGUUUGUGUCUGUAUGUGUGUCCACUUGAGCAGGUCUCAGUGGUCACCUCACUCUUAAAUUAUUCACCCAAAAUCUUAAAGCGUAUCACUAGAGCUCACACUUUAUUAGCAGUUGCCUAAUGCUAUACUUUACAUAUUUAUGCAUCUUGAUUGACUAUUGUGUGUGUGUGUGUGUGUGUGUGCGUGCGUGCGUGCGUGCAUGCGUGCGUGUGUCUGUCUGUCUGUCUGUCAUUCACUGGCAAGAGCCAGUAUGAAUGUUUUUAGUUGGAAUGAACAUGGUGUAUGUAACAUACUUUUAUGUGAAGCCCCCUGGCUCACCUCAUACAUAUUCAAUACAGUAAUCCUCACUAUAUCGCGGUUCACUUAUUGCAGAUUCAGUGCAUUACAGAUUUUUUGGGGGGGGUAAGUACAGUGCAGUUACUCACCUGCACAUCUUUGGUUCAUUUAGCAUUGCUGGCUAAUUGACUAUAAUGUGGCAGCAAUGAUUGACGUAAGAACAAAUGGGUGUCUUUACUUUGGAGACAAAGAAGCCUAAUUGAGCAGUUUCAAAUCAAACAUUUGGUAACCUACCAAGUUGCUUUGUAAUACAGUGAACACUUAGCAAAUGCCCACACUCAUAACAAUAUGGAAGUUCUUGGUUGGGCCAACAAUAUGGAACAAAUGCAAGUAAAGAGGAAUGUUUAGCUUGAUUUUCUCCAACAUUUUAGUUAAAAAGAGCACUGCAAGGAAUUGUGGGAAGCAGCAGCAAGCCCCAUGAUGCUUUGCGCUGCCUACAAUGCAGAGACUGUCAUUAUGAGGCACAUUGUCUGAAAAAAGAAAAUCCGCAAUGCACUGAAUCCGUGAUAGGUGAACCGCGAUAUAGCAAGGGAGCACUGUUACAUAUAGUAUUGUGUAUUAUUAUUAUUAAUUCCAUGAGGGAAAUAAACCGGUAAUAACUGCACUCAAGAAAGUGCGCGCACAGACAUAAAAUACUUAAAUGUGCAUUUGUACUCUAACACUAACCAAAACAGCAGCACCUACUAAGACACUUAAGCAGUCCCUCAAAUGAAUUCAAGUGUGGACAAUUUUGAAAGAAAGAUGAUCUUGCAUUAUGUGGAGACGACGACUUCAGUGUUCCAGUAGACCCUGACACGUGGUCGCUCCACAAUGUUUGUUCCGCUCACUCUCCCUUGAUUAUUUUUCCAUAGUCCUCCUCAUGCUUUUCUGUUAAACUCCACUUUGACUUCACGUAAAAUUGUUUUAAUGUUAUUUCCAAAAUACCUUUUGCCAUCUGCAGUUCAAUAAAUAAACACCGCUACCCCCUACAAAAACUAAAGCAUAAGCAGAGCUUGGAAAGUACACGGGAAAUAUAUUACAUCUUGAGCUUAAAAUGCUGUAUGAUGUAAAAUAAGCAGAAUUUUUAAAAUAGCUGAUGUGUGUGCACGCACAGCAGGAGGUCAGCUAGUGUAAAGGGCUCAGGCGGAUUGUGACAUGCAAUCCACGGAUUUGCACUUUAGAACAGUGUAUAAAAACAUAUCAUUAAUAUAUGUAGACCUUAUAAUAACCUUGCACUAUCAACUUUGUUACUGUUCUCUCAGCCCCGCUUGUGUGCGGACAGAGGUUUGCUCUCGUCCCGUCAAUCUCCGCUUCCUAGAACUACGAAUGAAUGAGUGGCAGUUUGGAUUCACUCGCGUGUCCGCUUGAAAAAAAGAAUCCCGCAUCAUAAUUUUUUGCAUUUCGGAGUACAUAUUUUAUUCUGACAAGAGCUGCAAUGCUGUGUGUACUUACGCCGCCAUUUUGACUUACUGCGCAUGCGCAUACACGCAGUUGUAGCCACAGUUUUACCCGGUCACGUACUCUUUUCCGAGAUGAUAAUCUCUGCGGAACGAGGCAUCUGAUGGCCGUGAGGAGCUUCACGAUUGUUCAUGGUAGACCGCAACCGCAGCAGAUGAAUUGGAUAAAGUUAUGCAAGAUUCAUUUAAAACAUCGUGACAGAUAAUUGAUGAGUGCUAGCCAGCUAACUAGAACUAGCUGGCUUAGUAGUAGCAGAUGUUGCCAGCCAGCAUGGAUUUACGCAUUUUACGGCACCGGCAUAUAAUGGACCACGGCCACCAUGAGGUGAGGGAUCCUGGUUAAAGUAAGCCAUUUUAAACUUAAAAGAAGCGUUUUGGCAACAGCUUUUUUGGGAGGGAAAAGCGGUUGACAAACACGUUGCCUUCUCUGUUGUAGCAACAAAAUCUGCGACAGCCCCCACCCAAAAAAAACAAAUAAUAAACUGCUACCAAGGUCUUCACCAGGGGGCAAUCGAUAGUUUUCAAGUGAUCAAGUUGGAUUUUUAAUUUGUUGGGCAACGUCUUCAUUCUGUAACAGUUCAAGGAGUAACGAUUUGAUUGUGAUUCGCUAAUCAUUCGUUACUGUCAAUGCGUAUAGCGAAUGGGGAUUCCGACGGCGAGUCCGAGCACAACCGGUAACAAUAUAAAAUAUUAUUCAAUGAACCAUGUUUUGGUUACAGCAGGUUAUCAUUCAAAGGGGGUAGCGUGACAUUUUCUUACUUUUACUAUUUUUUUGGGUUGCAUUUAGGGUAGUUGAGACGCAGGAACGCCUCACUGCGCAAACCUCUGUUCAAACCCAAAUUGUGUUAAUUACAAAAAUAGUUUUUAUAUCAUGUUUUUUUUUCCCCCUUUGCAGUGUUGUAAACACAAUCUGAACGUGGUGUUUCCUGUAAUCCUGUUUUAUUUCUUAUGUUUGUGUUUGUUUGUUGGAACAAGGGCAAACUAGCCCUUGUGUGUAAAGAAGAAAAUACAAUAAAUUUGGAAAGACCUUC
Phycodurus eques (leafy seadragon) is the source of this 3912-nucleotide messenger RNA. RefSeq names its product RING finger protein 11-like. The transcript has 3 exons. The record is from RefSeq and is a predicted model, not a curated record. The coding region runs from base 473 to 937 and encodes 154 amino acids. Lineage: Eukaryota; Metazoa; Chordata; Actinopteri; Syngnathiformes; Syngnathidae.